Messenger RNA from Exophiala spinifera, 393 nucleotides. RefSeq lists its product as uncharacterized. The record is from RefSeq and is a predicted model, not a curated record. The transcript is spliced from 3 exons. Lineage: Eukaryota; Fungi; Ascomycota; Eurotiomycetes; Chaetothyriales; Herpotrichiellaceae. Bases 1 to 393 code for a protein of 130 amino acids.
AUGUCGAGACGCGGACUGACGAUUGCCGGCCUGGCCGUCGCUGGCGGUGCCGGAUACUACCUCUACUCGGCAGGCGGCGACCCCAAGGUUGCCCAGAAGAAAGUGGAAGCCGACGCCCACAAGAUCUCCGCCGAAAUCAAGAACGAUCUCCCCGGCAGAGGGAAGGAGGCAGAGAAGAAGGGCGAAGUGUUUGCGGCCCAAGCCGGCCGGGAAUUCGACAGGGCGUCUGCCGAAGCCAAAGCCAAACUCGCCGAGGCCGAAGCCAAAGCCAAGGAGGUCAGCCAGAAGACAGGCACCCAGAUCAACAGUGCCAUUGACAAGUUUGACAAGACGGUGGAAGAAAAGGCGGCCAAGGCAAAGAGCGGGAUCAGCAGCUGGUUUGGUGGCAAGUGA